UGAUACAUCAGUAUUAUUCUACAAGUGCGUAAGACUCCACAGAUAAAUAAGUGAACAUAAUGGCAGUACUAUAGAACAAGAUGAAAACAUUUUAUCUAGACUGAAAUCAAUCAACAAAAAGAAAAUAUUUCCCUAUUUAUAACGUCACUGAAAAUAAACACCACACCAUGAUAUACAAAACGAUCGCUUUAAUCCUGAUGUCCCUAUCGUCGGCGUGGUCGGACGACCUGAACGAGGUGCCGGAAGACGGGCGGCUGAACUUCACGGGGCUGGCGCUGAAGUACGUGGGGCGCGCGGAGAGCGUGCAGAGCUCGGCGGACGGCUACCAGCUGACGCUGCACCGCGUGCGCGGGCACGCGGCCCGGCCUGUGCUCGUCGUGCACGGCCUCAUGGGCUCCAGCAGCGAGUUCCUCAUGCAAGGCCGGGACUCCAUCGUGCACGCGCUGGCCGCCGCCGGCCACGACGUCUGGCUCGCCAACUACAGGGGCAACCGCUACUCCCGCGCACACGUCGCGCUCAACCCCGACGGCGACCGCGACUUCUGGCAGUUCGGCCCGCACCAGCACGCCUGCGCGGACUUGGCCGCGUUCAUCGACACCGUCCUCAACCGAACUGGACAGACGCAGCUGUCUUUGAUCGCUCAUUCUGAGGGAACGUCGAUAACGUAUAUACUAGGGUCCGAACGUCCAGAAUAUAACGACAAGAUCAAAAUAUUCAUCGCUCUGGCUCCGUGCAUGCAUUUGCACUACAUAACGAAGACAUUGCCGCCACCAUUACUAAGUAUAGCCAAAAAGAUUCUCACGACAUUUAAGAGGCUCGGAAUAGAGGAAGUCGGGGGGUACGAUGGGAUCAGAGGGACGAUGCUGAGGAAAUUUUGUGCUCACACUUUAAUCGGUAGACAGGUGUGUCGACAAUUGAUGUUGGCUAUCAACGGUUACGACGCGGAAGGAAUGGAGACUGACUUUAUGCCGACAUUAUUCUGGAACUAUCCUGCUGGAUCUUCGCGAAUGAAUUUGGAGCAUGAGUUUCAGUGGAUUACGUCCAAGCGUUUCGCGAAGUUCGAUUAUGGUCCGAAGGUGAAUAUGGAGAAGUACGGAUCUGAAAUUCCUCCAUUGUAUGACAUAAAGAAAUUUACGAUGAAAACAUUCAUAUUCGCCGCCAAGAACGACCGGCUGGCGGUGCUGGAGGACACCAGGCGGCAGGCCGAGGAGCUGCCGAAUGUGGUGGAGUACAAGCUGGUUGACGACGAGCUGUUCAACCACGUGGACUUCGUGUGGACGCGACGGACGCGGGAAAUACAGCCCACAAUAUUGGAGGUUUUAGACAAAUACAAUUAAAAAAAACUUCUUAAAGUAUGUCCUUAAGGCCUAUGUCCGACAAUGGGCUCUAAAUACUGGAAAUUAUGAUCAUGAUAAUAUGUUAAACUUGAUUGACUUUUUAUAUGUAAACUGGCGUCCGGGGUCCAUCACCUGCUAUGUCAAAAUAGAUAGGCGAUGUCCCAUAAUGAAUAUAGUGUUCCGUUUUCAACGUUUUAUUUCCAUUAAAUUCAAUUUCGCGCGCCUUAUCGAUGUAUUUGUUAAAUCGCACCAUUCAUAUGGUACUGCAUCCAAUUCUAGCCAAUAGGAACGCGCGGUUCGCCGCCGCGCAUGCGCAGUGCUGCCGGCGCAACAAAACGCCAUAGCGGCGGCAAGGGGAUAUUCUUCCUUCGUCUUGGCGCGAACGCAUUAAAAAUGUGUAAUAAUUAUGUUAUCAUAUAAAUGUUCCUGUCUUUAAACUGUACUAUUUAUAUCGUUACCGAGUACAGAAUUACCGUGUGUCAGGCCGGCCGGCAGGUGUUUAAGGACUAUUAAUUCCAGUGAACCAUAUUCGUGAAGGAACAGUUGGGGCACAGCCGCUGUCUACGUGGUAAGUACGCCCU
This is a messenger RNA of Plodia interpunctella (Indianmeal moth), 1918 nucleotides long. RefSeq names its product lipase 1-like. The transcript is spliced from 2 exons. Bases 168 to 1337 code for a protein of 389 amino acids. The record is from RefSeq and is a predicted model, not a curated record. NCBI's taxonomy places the organism in Eukaryota, Metazoa, Arthropoda, Insecta, Lepidoptera, Pyralidae. Gene Ontology annotation, molecular function: hydrolase activity, acting on ester bonds.